Phaethon lepturus (White-tailed tropicbird) is the source of this 786-nucleotide messenger RNA. Its product is annotated as exostosin-like 3. The coding region runs from base 136 to 633 and encodes 165 amino acids. The transcript is spliced from 4 exons. Gene Ontology annotation, molecular function: glycosyltransferase activity. The record is from RefSeq and is a predicted model, not a curated record. Gene Ontology annotation, cellular component: membrane. Lineage: Eukaryota; Metazoa; Chordata; Aves; Phaethontiformes; Phaethontidae.
AUUUGUGUGUUCAUCUCUUAGGUCGUCCGCACAGAGAAAAACAGCCUGAACAACCGGUUCCUACCAUGGGACGAGAUCGAGACGGAGGCCAUCCUGUCCAUUGACGACGAUGCUCACCUUCGCCAUGACGAGAUCAUGUUUGGAUUCCGCGUCUGGAGAGAGGCAAGGGACCGCAUCGUUGGCUUCCCGGGGCGCUACCAUGCGUGGGACAUCCCCCAUCAGUCCUGGCUCUACAACUCUAACUAUUCUUGCGAGCUCUCUAUGGUGCUCACUGGUGCUGCCUUCUUCCACAAGUACUACGCCUACCUGUACUCCUACGUGAUGCCACAAGCCAUUCGUGACAUGGUGGACGAAUACAUCAACUGCGAGGACAUCGCCAUGAACUUCCUGGUCUCUCACCUGACGAGAAAACCUCCCAUAAAGGUGACCUCCCGCUGGACUUUCCGCUGCCCCGGGUGCCCCCAGGCGCUCUCGCACGACGACUCUCACUUCCACGAGCGACACAAGUGCAUCAACUUCUUCGUCAAGGUGUACGGGUACAUGCCCCUCCUGUACACCCAGUUCCGCGUGGACUCGGUCCUCUUCAAGACCCGCCUGCCCCACGACAAGACAAAAUGCUUCAAGUUCAUCUAAAAGCGGGAGGCAGCUGGGUGCCCUCGGCACUCCCAACAUCGGCCGGAGGCGGGUGAGGGCAGAGGGUGGCUUUUUUGAUGGGGCUGCGAGUGCAAAACACCUUUUGCUAUUGACUCCGGCCUCCCCCCACGGAGCAAAAGGGACGUCCUGGAU